Molecule: messenger RNA, 330 nt
Organism: Pyricularia grisea
Lineage: Eukaryota; Fungi; Ascomycota; Sordariomycetes; Magnaporthales; Pyriculariaceae
Exons: 1
Coding region: 1-330 (109 amino acids)
Source: RefSeq, a predicted model, not a curated record
AUGGCUACCGGUGCACCCCACGCGGCAACUGAGCCGCUGCUCAACAGCCAGCAACGAACCGGCUUGGCCUCAAUCCACCAGUUGCUCAACGACGCGCGAGCUCAAGUGUCGCUACUAGUCGAUCAAGUCACCAAUCUUGCAAUCAAGAACAUGCUGACUGAGGUGGCUGAUGAUAUAAACGUGGUGAUUAAGAGUGUGAACGACAUUGAAGCAAGUGCUGCGGAUCCUGACAAACGGGCGAGGGUCUAUGAUCCGAGGAGUCUAGAGUUUCAAGCGGCUCAGGCGAAGCUCUCUCGACAGGAUCAAGAAUUUUUCAAGUCCCACAGAUGA